CGUGUAGGUUGGCCAUGUGGAGCUGCAGUGCUUCGCGCUUGUCUGAACGUUGAACAGCCAUCAAAGGUAAAAUAACGAAUGAAUGGGACAAAGGAACAAACAAGGGUCUACAAGAGUUUAUGUGGAUCUCCUUCCUGAUCGGGAGCAGGCGCUUUUUCGCAGCCUGGGUACGCAACUUGGGAUCUGCUCUAGGUCUGGUGGAAACACUCAGUGACUGAAAACAGACAGCAUCGCUCUAACAGUAGACUUUCGAACGUCGCAGCCCGAGUGGGCCAUUGAAUUUUCAUUGUCCGUCUCUUUCAUCUCAGUGACGAUUCAUUCAAUCCUUUUCAACUAAUCGUGAUCCAACGUAUAAAACGUAUUUCUGACGGUCUUUUCUCUUACCACAUUUGUUUACAACGAACUAGCACUCUGCAAUGGACUGGGACGUAGGACCAUCUCCUUCACAAUUCCCCUCAUCAUCUCAAUGGGCGCGCGCCAGUACUCGGCCUACAUCUGCUAACAUGAGCAUCGACGACGAUGUCGGCUACGUGACAUGGAAGCAAUCUCAACCCGACCCCAUCAUUCGAGAACUGAUGCACAACGCAGAGAGCAAAAAGGAGGGAAAACGAGAACAGAAACCCCGUUUGGAUGCGUCUGAGCACACGUCCACAUGGGCAUCAAGCACCAGCACGUCUGUUCCUCACCGCACGGCAUCCUUCCCCGGUUUUUCCACACCUUCGACAAGCACACUUGCAUCUACGUUUGCGUCUAAUUCAUCGAGAAAACUACAUCCAAUGAAACUCAUCUCGAAGAAAGUACCCCCGUCGCGUGCGUAUUCAGCUACCGCACCCGUGAAGGAUGGCGUAUCUUCCGAAUCAGAACUGGCCGCGAGAUACCUUCAUAUCAUACGUAAUGGCACUGCAGAGAUGGACGAGAAUUCGAGGCGAAAGCAAGCUGCGAAGGCGAAGGCAGAAAAAGAGGCGGCGAGUGGCACGCCGGGGGAUAUCGCAACCCGGAAGAAUACCUGUGCAUCUUCGUCUGGGUCGAGGUCCACAUCUACCGCGUUCACUGCAAGGCCUUUAAAGAAGAUGGCUAGUAUCUCGUCUACUUCUUCUUCUGCACCUCUGCGAGGAAAUGUGAUCAGUAGAUCAUCGAGCUCUGCAACUCUCAAACCUACAGUCAAAAUUUCUAGAGACAGUGGCACAUGCGGAGACAUCCAGAUGACGUUGGACUCAGAUCGAGAUACGGAUCGCGAGGAAAGUACUUUCACCAAUUCUGCAGGUGACUUUGCUCCAAACGAGUCUUUCUCGAUGCAUGUAGAUGACGUGCUACCUCCUCCCAAGCGUGCUGUGGGGAGGACCCCCAGUAUUGUUAUGGACACCAGCCCUAC
This is a messenger RNA of Suillus fuscotomentosus, 1372 nucleotides long. RefSeq lists its product as uncharacterized. The record is from RefSeq and is a predicted model, not a curated record. The transcript is spliced from 3 exons. Lineage: Eukaryota; Fungi; Basidiomycota; Agaricomycetes; Boletales; Suillaceae. The annotation marks the transcript as partial.